Oldenlandia corymbosa var. corymbosa is the source of this 788-nucleotide messenger RNA. Lineage: Eukaryota; Viridiplantae; Streptophyta; Magnoliopsida; Gentianales; Rubiaceae. The record is from the annotation of a GenBank genome assembly.
AAACUAUUGAUCAAAUUCUUUGUAAACAAUUCAAAGAUUUGAUCAACACUACACAGACAAUUUGAUUUGAUUUCAUAGCUAUUCAAAUGGCUUCAAAAGGUGUUGUCAAGAUAAGCCUAGUGUUGGUCUUAAUGACCGUGCUUUCGAAUGGUGCUAUGUCUCAGUCGGAUUGCACUAGCACGAUUGUCACCAUGUCUUCAUGCUUGAACUACAUCCAAGGAUCAACUCAAACUCCGUCAGGUUCUUGCUGUUCGGCUCUCGAGAACGUUAUUAAAACAAACCCUAGAUGCCUGUGCCAAGUGCUUGAUGGUGGUUCUCAAUUUGGGAUCACUAUUAAUGUUACUCGUGCCCUAGCACUUCCUGCUGCAUGCAAAGUUCAAACACCUCCAGUUAGUAGAUGCAAAGGUGGAGUUGCACCUGCACCAGGACCGGAUGCAGAAGGUCCAUCAAUGCCAGGAUCAAAGGCAACUCCAGGAAGUGAUUCAUCAUCGACUAGGGUUACAAACAGCAACAUGAUUUACCUUCAAGUUGUUGGCUUCCUUGUGUUGUUCGUUUCGUCGUGUGUUUCAAAAUUCAACUUCAUCUGAGUUUUCCAUACAUUUAUGUGUCAACCGAAAUAUAAGUUAUACUCUCUCGGUUCUAAAAAUGAUUGACCGAUUUCUUCUCUAUGGACAGGGAGAGUAUACUAGUUAAUUAGCUUGAUUUCAUACUUCCCCGAGUGUGUUUUCUUAUUAUUGAUUUUGAAAUUACGAUUUUUGAGUCCACUUUUGUACUUGUGAUGUGAGCCG